This is a messenger RNA of Pocillopora verrucosa, 855 nucleotides long. RefSeq names its product adenosine receptor A2a-like. Gene Ontology annotation, biological process: G protein-coupled receptor signaling pathway. Gene Ontology annotation, cellular component: plasma membrane. Gene Ontology annotation, molecular function: G protein-coupled receptor activity. The record is from RefSeq and is a predicted model, not a curated record. NCBI's taxonomy places the organism in Eukaryota, Metazoa, Cnidaria, Anthozoa, Scleractinia, Pocilloporidae.
AUGGAUAUGAUUCCAAGUUACGUAACUAUUGCAUGGCUUUUAACCAUCACAGCAAUCAUUGGAAACGGUCUGGUUAUUUAUCUCAUAAUCAUCACAAAACAACUUCACACGACAACAAACUGGUUUAUUCUGUCGCUUGCUGCGGCCGAUUUGUCUUUUGCCGUUUGUUUUUUUCCCGUGGCGUUUUUUUGUGAAACAACUUUCGCCUGCGACAACGUUCUCCGUGGCAUAAUUGCGUGGCAAUUCGCUACCAUCGCCAUUGCAAAUCUCUGUGCAAUGGCUACCGACAGAUAUAUCGUCAUCGUAACUCCAUUCAAAUACGUUCGUAUUAUGAACAAAAGACGAGUUCUCCUGCUCACUGGUUGCGCUUGGGGAGUACCCCCUCUUCUAUAUCUACCACCAAACUUAUACAUGCACUUUGUCGGCGCAACUGAGAACAUUCACCUUUUAUUCCAAGUCAUAUACAGUGUUCUCUUUGAGAUAUUGCCUUGCGUCUUUCUCUUAAGUGCGACGGGGAAAAUUCUGGUCAUAUCAAGACGUCUUUACCGACAGACUGCAAUAAUGCAUGCGCAAUUGCGUUUUAAUCAGAUUAAUCUCAGGCAGAACAAAGGACAAUUUUCCGCCACAAUUAUUAUUAUAGUGGUGGGGCUCUUCAUCUUGUUCUACACGAUGGACGUAGUGGGAUCUGCAUGUUUCUACUUUGAUGUCUGUGGACUAACUGAUGAAUUUCAUCACGUUAGAAAGCUAUUGUUGAUCGCUAAUUCCGCGGUUAACCCUUUCCCGUACGCUUUUAUCAAAAGAGACAUUAACAAAGAAUUUAAGAAAAUGUUUAAAUUUCGAAAAGAAAGGCCGUAA